This is a messenger RNA of Saimiri boliviensis boliviensis (Bolivian squirrel monkey), 1376 nucleotides long. It is a transcript of the gene ZNF662, whose product is annotated as zinc finger protein 662. Gene Ontology annotation, biological process: regulation of transcription by RNA polymerase II. Gene Ontology annotation, molecular function: RNA polymerase II transcription regulatory region sequence-specific DNA binding; DNA-binding transcription factor activity, RNA polymerase II-specific. NCBI's taxonomy places the organism in Eukaryota, Metazoa, Chordata, Mammalia, Primates, Cebidae. The record is from RefSeq and is a predicted model, not a curated record. Gene Ontology annotation, cellular component: nucleus.
AUGGCGGCCGCGGCCUUGGUGAGCGGGACACACCUCGGCCCUGCCCUCGGGCUGCUGCCGGGACAGCCCACGCUGCCCUGGGCGUGCCCGGAGUCAGUGACCUUCGAAGAUGUGGCCGUCUACUUCUCUGAGAAUGAAUGGAUCGGCCUGGGCCCUGCUCGGAGAGCACUCUACAGGGAUGUGAUGCUGGAGAAUUACGGGUCUGUGGCUUCCCUGGCAUUUCCAUUUCCCAAACCGGCUCUGAUUUCCCAGCUGGAGCAAGGCGAAGCACCCUGGUGCUUGGCUCCUCGGGGAGCUCUGGAUGGAGAGGGCCAGAGGGGCAUCUCAGAGGGUGUGUGAAAGAGGAAGAAAGAUUUUAUUCUGAAGGAGGAAAUUCUUGAGGAAGCACAGGACCUCAUGGUCCUAUCAAGUGGACCCAGGUGGUGUGGAUCCUGGGAAUUAUGGUUUGGGGAAACCUGUAAAGGGAAAAGCAGGUUAGGGAGAUGGCCUGGUUACCUCAAUGGGGGAAGUAUGGAAAGUUCAACAAAUGAUAUUGAAGAAGUAAUUGUCAAGGAUGAGAAGAUCUCAGUAGAAGAGAGUUCAGAGAAUACUGUCAAUAAACUCAUUGGUAUACAUCACAGAAUUCUAAAUGAGCAAAUAUUCUGUAUAUGUAAAGAAUGCAGCAAGUGUUUUGAUCAACACCAGAAAACUCAUAAUGGAGAGAAGGUCUAUGAAUGUAAGGAAUGUGGGAAGGCUUUCAGUUUUCAAUCACAUUGCAUUGCACAUCAGAGAAUUCACAGUGGGGUGAAACCCUGUGAAUGUCAAGAAUGUGCUAAGGCCUUUGUUUGGAAGUCAAACCUGAUUCAUCACCAGAAUCAUACUGGAGAGAAACCUUUUGAAUGUAAGGAAUGUGGGAAGGGCUUUAGUCAGAACACAAAUCUUACACAACAUCAACGGAUCCAUACUGGGGAGAAACCUUACACAUGUAAGGAAUGUGGGAAAAGUUUUACUCGAAACCCAGCACUUCUUCGACAUCAGAGGAUGCACACUGGGGAGAAGCCUUAUGAAUGUAAGGACUGUGGGAAAGCCUUCAUGUGGAACUCUGAUCUUGCUCGGCACCAGAGGGUCCACACUGGUGACAAGCCUCAUGAAUGUACUGACUGUGGGAAAAGGUUCUUUUGCAAGGCACACCUUAUUCGGCAUCAAAGAAUCCAUACUGGGGAAAGACCCUGUAAAUGUAAUGACUGUGGGAAGGCCUUCAGUCAGAAUUUUGUCUUAAUUAAGCACCAGAGGUGCCAUGCUAGAGACAAACUGUAUAACUGUCAGAUCUCUCACCUUCUUGAACAUGAACGAGUGCAUAAUGGUGAUCUUUGUUUAUAAAUCGUAUGCUACAGGAA